Messenger RNA from Cuscuta campestris, 1749 nucleotides. The record is from the annotation of a GenBank genome assembly. NCBI's taxonomy places the organism in Eukaryota, Viridiplantae, Streptophyta, Magnoliopsida, Solanales, Convolvulaceae.
CGCUUCCUGUGGAUUGCUGGGCGGCGGUGGCUAUAUUUCCAAGAUGAAUCCUAGUGGCGAAAUUCCAAUGAUUCCGGACUCCGUUCACCGGAUGUGGCCGGAACUGGAUGGUCUCGGAUUCGGCGUCAAGUCCUCCCACCUGGGCGGUUACGUUCGGAUCUCCCAGCCGAAGAACGCGCGAGAGAGUUCUGAGAAAACAGCAUCCAGAUCUGCGAUGAGAUCCGCGGCACCGAAUCCGCGAGAUCUAGAAGAGAGUUCUAGGAGGAAAAUCCCGGUGAUCACAGACUCUUCUCGCCAGAUGUUUGCAGAGCUGGAAGGCAUCGAAAUCAGAAUGAGAUCCGCCUCCCAUGACUGGACGGACGAGAGGAUGAGCGAGCUUCCUCAUGUAGACAUCCAAAGGUAUCAUGAACUGGAUGUUUGUCAGAGAAUGAAGGUUCUGUGUGCAGGAAUCGAGUCGCUAUAUCGCCAAGUCACUACCCAAUCGGUGGGCUAUUUGUUGAUGGCGGCAUGGGGGCUCGUCUCUCCCCAAAACAAACAGGUGUACGUCUUCCCUAAAGUCGCCAUGAAUGGCCCUUGUGUAGAUGUCACAGAGCUCGAACAAAGGGCACUGGUAACACUUGAAGGAACCUGCUAGCCUUCUGCCCGGCUAUGGUCACCUCAGCAGAGGAGUGCAUUUGAGAGAACAGCCGCGUACAUGUGUGCUGCCACUUUGAGGCUCAUUACCAAAGAUGAAGGAAGCCUGCACAGAGCCUGGAAAUCCAUCAUGAGAAAUUACAUCAACUUUUAUCACGAAGAGCCUGCUUUUGAGUUAACCCCAAACCUGGAUUGUCUGGAGGCCAUUCGCAAUUUCCUUCAAGCUAGGAGACAUCUUAAGGGCACAAUUGCCUGUUUCCUGCUGGGGUUUCUGCAACUGGAAGGACAGGAUCGGAGAUUGUGUAGUGCAUUGUUUGAAAGGGACAUGGCUUACACAGGCAUGCACGCCUACACACUUCUCAUGUCUGUGACUGAAAUGCUCCAAGCCCCACUGAGUGAGGUUAUCAAGGUGGUCACACACCCAUCUCUUGUUGACGCGCUGAGGACGAUUGUGCACAUUGUCCUCAAGUAUGAACUGCCCCAGACUGACGCCGAUAGGGAGCGUGCCAUGGGAGCCAGGACAUGGAAGUAUGCACGAAUUUUCGACAGCGCUCAGUUCGCAGCCAUUCAGACAGAUAAGUGUGUGAUGUUGGUCGCGGUUCUGGCAACCAUUGCGCAGAAGCUGGGUGGUGGAGGUGGUGACGCAACCAAGAUACAUGGGAUCUCUGGCUAUCUAACAAGCCGUCGAGACGUGUAUGAAAAGCGUGCUGAUGUGUUCAUAUCAUACUUCAAGAGUGGUACAUGAUGAUGAUGAUGGCAUGCUAGCUAGCUAGCUGUGCAAGGAAAGGAAGAAGAGCAAUUGAAGAAGGAUCAUUUUUCAAAAGGACUCUUCAUUCCAUGAAGAAUGCCAUUUGCUAGAGGUUGCCAUCUAAUACAUAGGGUUUACAUUCCUCAAUGCAGAAUAGGACUUAGUAAUGGAAUCUUACCAAGUAAUUAGUGUGGUUUUCAUCUCUGCCCUGCCUGCCUUUAAUAUGGCUCCAUUUAUAUACUUCACUGCUUCAACAGUCUUAGAUUUCAACGGAUUGAUGAUCAAUGUUAGUUAUGUUUUUGGUUCUUCUGCUAUUAAGUUACCUUAACUCUUUAAAAAUUGUGCAAAAAUAGAAAUACUAGUCCUUG